Molecule: messenger RNA, 548 nt
Organism: Salvia hispanica
Lineage: Eukaryota; Viridiplantae; Streptophyta; Magnoliopsida; Lamiales; Lamiaceae
Source: RefSeq, a predicted model, not a curated record
AUGAAUGCAUUCUAUCAGCAGAGAGGAGGCAUCGCCUCCUUGACUCCCCCUCUCGACUGCUACACAACGGUGCAGCACCUCCAGCCAGCCGCCAGCUCUGGAACGACGACGAGCUGGUGCCGUCACUGCCACGCGGCUGAGGCCUCACCGCUUCUCCGCGGCAGCAUCCGUCAUCGCCGUCCAAGGCUCGGGGAGCGACAGCUGCUGCUCCGCGGUGAUCCUCGGGGCUCCGUCGCCUGCCGGGCAGCUCUUCUAAGUGCUGCAUUAGGGUGGAGGAUUUGCAGGCUGGACUUGCCCCCUUUUGGGUUGGGAGGGGACUUGGGCUGCCAAGUUGCUGUCUGAGACGGUUUGAUGCCUCGGCCCAACAGGCUGAUCGGAGAGGGCUGCGACUUCCGGCCCGGAAGAAGAGACAUCGAUGCCAUUUGUUCCAUGCAUAUUUCAUCUUUUUUUUUUUUUUUUGUUUCUUAGUUGUCAUUAAUUAAGCUUUGUUCUAAGUAUUGUAGUAUUUGAACAUUAGUUGCUCGUUAAUUGCAUAAGAAAUUUCUAUU